Molecule: messenger RNA, 1307 nt
Organism: Equus caballus (horse)
Lineage: Eukaryota; Metazoa; Chordata; Mammalia; Perissodactyla; Equidae
Gene: CTSW
Product: cathepsin W
Cellular component (GO): lysosome
Molecular function (GO): cysteine-type endopeptidase activity
Source: RefSeq, a predicted model, not a curated record
CCCUCCAGCUUGGUCUGCACAGCUUCCUGCCCCUGGCACUCUGGUCUGCGGCGCCAUGGCCCAAACCGUCCACCUCUCCUGCCUCCUGGCCCUAUUGGUGGCAGGUCUGGCUGAAGGCUUCAAUGGCUCCCCCGGGGGCCAGGACCCAGGGCCCCGGCCGCUGGAGCUGAAAGAGGUCUUCACGUUAUUCCAGAUCCAGUACAACCGGAGUUACUCGAGCCCAGCAGAGUAUGCUCACCGCCUGGACAUCUUUGCCCGCAACCUGGCUCAGGCUCAGCGACUGCAGGAGGACGACUUGGGCACGGCUGAGUUUGGGGUGUCCCCAUUCAGUGACCUCACAGAGGAGGAGUUUGGCCAGCUCUAUGGGCAUCGGAGGGCGGCUGCAGGGGCCCCCCACGUGGGCAGAAAGGUAGAGUCUGAAAAGUGGGAGAAGACAGUGCCCCAGACCUGUGACUGGCAGAAGGCAGCCGGUGUCAUCUCAUCCGUCAAGAACCAGGAAAUGUGUAACUGCUGCUGGGCCAUGGCGGCUGCGGGCAACAUUGAGGCCCUGUGGGCCAUCACAUACCAUCAGUCUGUGGAAGUCUCCAUACAGCAGCUGCUCGACUGUGACCGCUGUGGGAAUGGCUGCAAGGGUGGCUUCGUCUGGGACGCGUUCCUGACUGUUCUCAACAACAGUGGCCUGGCCAGUGAAAAGGACUAUCCAUUCCGGGGGGAUGCCAAACCCCACAGGUGCCAGGCCAAGAAGCCCAAGGUGGCCUGGAUCCAGGAUUUCAUCAGGCUGCCGGAGGACGAGCAGAAAAUCGCCGAGUACCUGGCCACCCAUGGCCCCAUCACCGUGACCAUCAACAUGAAGCUACUGCAGCAAUACCAAAAGGGUGUGAUCAAGGCCACGCCCACCACCUGUGACCCCCAGCAUUUGGAUCAUUCUGUCUUGCUGGUGGGUUUCGGUGGAGGCAAGUCAGUGGAGGGGAGGCGGCCAGGGGCAGUCUCAUCCCAGUCUCGUCCUCGCCGCUCCUCCUCAUACUGGAUCCUGAAGAACUCCUGGGGGGCCAAGUGGGGCGAGGAGGGCUAUUUCCGGCUACAUCGAGGGAGCAAUACAUGUGGCAUCACCAAGUACGCGCUCACUGCCCUAGUGGACCAACCACGUAAGAAGCGGCCAGUCUCCUGCCCUCCCUGAGCUCGCCUGGCUGCCCCUCAGCUCUUUCCUGCUGUGCCAGCUACCUCCUUGCUAGCCCCAUCCCAAGGUCUCGGCCUGUGCUCCCAAUCUUCUUGCUACAGAUUGAAUAAACCAAGACAAGAGCCCUGUC